CAUCUGUCUCCAUGGAUACUGCAAUAUCACAUGCCCUCGCUAAGUGGGCGGAGGACUCAGCAGAUGAUGAGGAUGACUACCAGAUUUCUGACGCCGUGAUGAUCGGGUCUUUCGGCGAAGACGCAGGAUAUGAGGCUAAGACUCUCAACGAUAACUCAGAGGACCCCGACGCCCUGAGCGUCCAUAUAUUCCGCGUUGGAAGCGCUGCCCCUCACAGGAAGGUAGGAGGUGAGAUGAGCUUAAAGGGGCGACCAGGGCAGGGAGACCGGACCAGGACUGAGGUUGAGGCAGAAUUGCAUCCAAAAAAGUCUGGGAGAAGACGAGUUUCAAAGGUAGGGUCGCGUUCUGACCCGACCCAGCUCAACAAGCGUGUGUUCAGUAUUCCAGAGACCACCCAUGGUCAGGGAGGCAUCUUCUACUCCUGGCAGAAGACACUGGGAAACUAUCUAGCAACUACUGGGUUUAGUGCUGUUGCUAAGGAUCUUCCUUCAAAUAAAGUUGCUCAGACUGACACUGUAACAACAAGGUUUGAUCAUAUCGUCAGGAUCUAUGACCGUCAUGGAGAACUCCGGGAUGAAAUCAGUUUGCCUGGAAUGUGUUCAGGGCUUGGCUGGGACAAGGACGGGGACACGCUGGCGAUAAUUAAUGAUAAAACCAGUGUCAUCUUCCUUUGGGAUGCCAACACCCACAAGACGUCGCAGCUUGACAGCGGACUCAGGGAUUCCUUGACCUUCCUCUUAUGGUCUAAAGUUGGUACCCAGCUGGCCAUUGGGACUGCCAAAGGCAACCUCCUCAUCUACAACCACCAGACGUCAAGGAAGGUCCCCAUCCUUGGAAAACACACCAAGAAGAUUACAUGUGGAGCCUGGAGUACCCAGAACCUGUUGGCACUUGGCAGCGAUGACCACGCCAUCACAAUCAGUAAUGCAGAUGGGGACACUGUGCGACAGACAACCGUCCGAGCUAGUCCAUCCGAUAUCCAGUUUUCUGAGAUGAAGGGAGAUGAGAGGAGUGCUAUGGGGGAAAAUACUGUGAGUGUUGUGAUUGGCAGGAAGACCCUGUUUCUCUACAACAUGAACGACCCGGAGAACCCUAUCGAGCUGGCAUUCCAGCAGAGAUACGGUAACAUCGUGGCUUACAAAUGGUACGGCGAUGGCUACAUCAUGAUCGGCUUCUCGCAGGGCUACUUCGUGGUGAUCAGUACGCACAUGAGGGAGAUUGGUCAGGAGCUUUUCCAAGCGAGAAACCACAAGGACAGCUUGACAAGUAUUGCUGUUUCUCUCUCCCUGAACAAGGCUGCCUCCUGUGGUGAUAACUGUAUAAAGAUCCACGACCUCUCCGACCUGAAAGAGAUGUAUGCCAUCAUCAACCUCGAAGAAGAGCGCGGCCUUGACAAGAUCUCCUGGACAGAUGACGGACAACUCAUGGCCGUCUCUACGCAGAAGGGCACACUACACGUCUAUCUGACGAAACUACCAAUCCUAGGCGCAGCAUACCACACGAGGAUCGGAUAUUUGACGUCAUUGUUGGAGGUGACCGUCCAUGAUUUUGUGCAGCAGGAGGACCCUGUGACCAUCGCUGUUGAUGUCGAGCCAACCUUUAUCGGCCUGGGGCCGUUUCAUCUUGCUGUUGGUAUGAAUAACAGAGCGUGGUUCUAUCUGCUUGGAGACAAUGGCCCAGAGAAGCAGAAAGACCGAGAAUACCUAGGCACUGUAAACACCAUGAAGUUGAAUGCUGAUUAUGCUGCUGCUAGCUUUGAAGGAAAAGUUCAGCUUCAUUUUAUUGAAGACGAAUCAGCCACGAGUGAGGAACGUCAGACCAAACUCUUCCCAGAGCAGAACGAUUGCCGCAUCACCUGUCAUGAUAUCUCACACGAUUUCCUCAUCUAUGGAUCGGAUACUGGUGGGAUCCACUACUUCUCCAUCGAGGACUGGCAGUUUGUCAACGAGUAUCGCCAUGUGGACGGCAUCAGAAAGAUCUUCCCCGACCCCAGUGGCACCCGGCUCAUCUUUAUUGAUGAGAAAAGUGAUGGAUAUGUGUAUAACCCUGUGAAUGAUCAUGUAGUUGAAAUCCCAAACUUCUCCAACACUACAAAGGGAAUUCUUUGGGACAAGGCCGACAAGCAUGUGUUUGUUACUUACGAUGAUGAGAACAUCAUAUCUUAUGUCCUGUGCAAGGAGUCGUAUAAGGAAACUCUGAAAAUUCAGUGUGCCAAGGUGACCAUGGCAGGAACAUCGAAACUUCCGUACGGCCACGUGCCGAUCAUGCUCCACCAUGGAGAGGUGACCUUGCAGACUCAGAGUGGCAAAGUCACCAUGCUUGUACUUGAUACGCACAACUUUGAGGGUAAACCACAACCUGAAAAACCACAGCACGAGCUGAGGACAGCCCUGGAGAAAACGAUUUCUCUGCGAAGAUACACAGAUGCGUGGAAUUUCUGCUCCAUCCUCAACAGCAAAGAGGCCUGGCUUGACCUUGGUAAAGCUGCCCUUCAGAACUUGGAGAUUGAUUUUGCCAUUCGUGUCUACAGAAACAUUGGAGAUGCUGGCAUGGUGAUGUCUCUGAUCAAAAUCAAGGAUAUCGAGGACCGCAAUCUGCUGUCUGGAUUCAUCGCAAUGUUCAUGGAGGAUUUUAAUCUGGCCCAGGAUUUGUUCCUGGCUUCUGGGACUCCUGUUGCUGCGCUUGAGAUGAGAAGAGACCUGCUACACUGGGACUCUGCCCUUCAGCUGGCCAAGGCUCUGGCGCCAGAGCAGAUCCCCUUCAUCUCCAAGGAGUAUGCCCAGCAGCUUGAGUUCACCGGUGACUACCUGAACGCGUUGUCCCAUUAUGAAAAAGGUGUGACCAAGGAGGAGGCAAAUAAGGAACACGAUGAGUCUUGUGCUGCUGGGAUAGCAAGGAUGUCCAUUCGCAUGGGUGAUAUCAGACGCGGUGUUGGUAUGGCAUUGAAAAUGCCGAGCAGGCUCUUGAAGAAGGAGUGUGCUGCUAUAUUGGAAAGCAUGAAGCAAUGGUCCGAGGCAGCCAUGUUGUACGAGAAAGGUGGUUACUUUGACAAGGCUGCGUCCGUCUACAUCAGGAGUAAGAACUGGGCCAAGGUCGGUGAGCUGCUACAACACGUCACCUCCCCCAAGAUCCACGCGCAGUAUGCUAAGGCUAAAGAGGCUGAUGGCAGAUACAAGGAGGCUGCUCAGGCUUAUGAGAAUGCUAAGGACUGGGAUAACGUAAUCAGGAUCAAUUUGGAUUACCUCCAGAACCCAGAAGAAGCUGUCAAGAUUGUGAGGGAGACUCAAUCAAUUGAAGGAGCAAAAAUGGUGGCCAAAUUCUUCCUCAAGCUGAGCGACUACUCGUCUGCCAUCCAGUUCCUCGUGAUGUCCAAGUGUAACGAUGAAGCAUUCCAACUCGCACAAUCUCACAACCAGAUGGAAACAUAUGCCGAAAUCAUUGGCCCUGAUGCAACACCUGAUGACUACAGAAGCAUUGCUUUACACUUUGAAAACGAGCGCAACCACUUCAUGGCGGGGAAAUUCUUCCUCCUCUGCAGUCAGUACGCCAAGGCGCUGAACCACUUCUUGAGAUGUAAGAAUCGCGAGGAGCACCAAGCGAUUGAGAUGGCAAUCGAGACGGUGGGGCGUGCGAACGACGAUCAGCUGACACAUCAACUGAUAGACCAUUUGAUGGGAGAGACAGAUAACAUGCCCAAGGAUGCCAAGUAUCUCUUCAGACUUUAUAUGGCGUUGAAACAGUUCAGGGAGGCGGCCCGCACUGCCAUCAUCAUAGCACGAGAGGAACAGAAUGCCGGGAACUAUCGAAAUGCCCACGAUGUCUUAUUUAGCAUGUUCCAGGAACUCAAACAAAACAAGAUCAAGAUUCCCACAGAGAUGAUCAAUAACUUGAUGAUUUUACACAGCUAUAUCUUAGUGAAGAUCCAUGUAAAACGUGGUGACCACUUGAAGGGAGCAAGAAUGUUAAUCCGUGUGGCCAACAAUAUCAGUAAAUUCCCUGCACAUAUCGUUCCCAUCCUGACGUCCACAGUUAUUGAAUGUCACAGAUCUGGUCUCAGAAACUCAUCAUUCAGUUAUGCAGCGAUGCUUCUGAGACCAGAGUAUAAAAAUCAAAUAGAUCUCAAAUACAAGAAGAAGAUAGAGGCUAUAGUCAGAAAACCUGACAAAACAGAAGAAGAAGAGCCCAACACUCCUUGUCCAUACUGUGGCUUCCAUUUACCAGAGACAGAAUUGACAUGUCCAGAGUGUAAAAAUAAUAUACCAUUCUGUACAAUCACGGGCCGCCACAUUCUGAAAGAAGAUCUGACUGCUUGUCCGUCCUGUGAAUUCCCAGCUAUCUACUCUGAGUUCAUCAGUCUGUUAGAGACCGAGGACACAUGCCCCAUGUGCUCGGAGAAGGUGAUGUCAGAGAAUCUUUCUAAGGCACAAGACGUGAAAAAGUAUCUUCAGACGGAGACAGAAGAUUGAGGUGAUGCAUUAACAGAGGACUAAAGUCAAUGCAGGUGGUGACUGUUGGUUAUGUCACGUCUCCGGUGGACGACAGUGCUGGAAUCUAUGAGUCCUGUAUGACGAAACCGAUGUGACUUCACCGACGGUCACCACCUUAAGUCAAUGAGAACUUUUCUGAAGUUACUCCUGAAAGUCCUUCUCAGCUUUUUGAACUUGGAAGAUAUUUAUAAACACAGAUGUAUUUACUAUUGACUAUUGAGUCUUAUUGAUGUAAAAGUAAUAUCCACUGAAGAAUUUAAUAGCAAGACUUCAGAAAUCAUUGUUCUCACAAUAUAUAACAUUUGGCUUGUAACUUGUGUGUGAAUCCUGGGUAGUUUACAGUUUAAAACAAUAUUGGAAAAAGUAUCGACCCAGUGUAUGAUCUGAUCAAUGCCAUCCAAAGUUUGUGAAAAUUUAUGUUUAAUUAUCAUAUAUUUUGUAACAAACAUAUUCAUGUACCGUCCACUGUCAUUAUUGGAUUGUUGCAGUGUGCAAUGUUAUUUCUAUUGAUGAUUUUCUCCUUCAGAUGUUGUGUUGAGGUUCAGUUGUAAUCUGCGACAGUCAACUGUUUUCUUUGUCAAAUACUUCAUGUGUGAUGCAAGACCUUAUAAUGUGAUAAUGAUAUAAAAAUAAAAUGAAUGAAAAGGA
Lineus longissimus is the source of this 5135-nucleotide messenger RNA. RefSeq names its product WD repeat-containing protein 19-like. The coding region runs from base 12 to 4466 and encodes 1484 amino acids. Gene Ontology annotation, biological process: intraciliary retrograde transport; cilium assembly. Gene Ontology annotation, molecular function: protein binding. The transcript has 30 exons. NCBI's taxonomy places the organism in Eukaryota, Metazoa, Nemertea, Pilidiophora, Heteronemertea, Lineidae. The record is from RefSeq and is a predicted model, not a curated record. Gene Ontology annotation, cellular component: intraciliary transport particle A; cilium.